AUGGAUAGAGGACGGGUGGAUGGACAAAUGGAUGAAUAGAUGGAUGGUCGAGUGCAUGGAUGAAUAGAUGAAGACAGGUAGAUGGACAGGUUGACAGAUGGAGGGGAGGUUGAACUCUAUCACUUUUGUUUUUCAGGCCGUCCCCCACGUGUCCUGCCCCUGUGUGCCUCUGUGUCUUUGCUGGGUGGUCUCACCUUUGGAUAUGAACUGGCCGUCAUUUCAGGUGCCCUGCUGCCACUGCAACUUGACUUUGGCUUAAGCUGCUCAGAGCAAGAGCUCCUAGUGGGCAGCCUACUCCUGGGGGCUCUCCUCGCCUCCCUGGUCGGGGGCUUCCUCAUCGACCGCUAUGGCAGGAAACAAGCCAUCCUCGGCAGCAACUUGGUGCUGUUGGCAGGCAGCCUGGGCCUGGGCCUGGCCGGCUCCCUGAUUUGGCUGGUCCUGGGCCGCUUAGUGGUUGGUUUCGCCAUCUCCCUGUCCUCCAUGGCCUGCUGUAUCUAUGUGUCAGAGCUGGUGGGGCCAUGGCAGCGGGGAGUGCUGGUGUCCCUCUAUGAGGCAGGCAUCACUGUGGGCAUCCUGCUCUCCUAUGCCCUCAACUAUGCACUGGCCAGUGCCCCCCGAGGAUGGAGGCAUAUGUUUGGCUGGGCCGGCGCACCUGCUGUUCUGCAGUCGCUCGGCCUCCUCUUCCUCCCUGCUCAUGCAGAGGAGACGGCAGCCCACAAGGAUCUUAUUCCACUCCAGGGACGUGAGGCCCCCAAGCUGGGCCCAGAGAGGCCACGGUAUUCCUUUCUGGACCUCUUUAGGGCACGGGAUAACAUGAGAGGUCGGACCACAGUGGGACUGGGGCUGGUGCUUUUCCAGCAGCUGACAGGGCAGCCCAAUGUGUUGUGCUAUGCCUCCACCAUCUUCCACUCGGUUGGCUUCCAUGGGGGAUCCUCAGCUAUGCUGGCCUCUGUGGGACUGGGUGCAGUGAAGGUGACAGCUACCCUAACUGCCAUGGGGCUGGUGGACCGUGCCGGCCGCAGGGCCCUGUUGCUAGUUGGCUGUACCCUCAUGGCCCUGUCAGUCAGCGGCAUAGGGCUUGUCAGCUUUACUGUGCCCAUGGACUCGGGUCCAAGCUGCCUGGCCAUGCCCAAUGCCACCAGGCAGACAGGCCUCCUUGGAGCCUCUAGCCUGGGGACGGGCUCAUCUUCACCUCCGAUGCCAAGCACCAGGGAGGACCAUGGGAAGCCAUUCUUGUCAACUGUUAAGAAAACCAAGCCCCAUUUCAGAGAUGGAGACCCCACAGCCUCUGCCCUGCCAGCACUGAGCACUGGCGUCCCGGUGUCCCCUCUCCCGUCCCCCGAGCACACGCUGCUGCGCUGGACAGCACUGGUCUGCCUGAUGCUCUUCGUGAGUGCCUUCUCCUUUGGAUUCGGACCCAUGACCUGGCUUGUCCUCAGCGAGAUCUACCCUGAGGACAUCCGAGGGAGAGCCUUUGCCUUCUGCAACAGCUUCAACUGGGCCACCAACCUCUUCAUCAGCCUCUCUUUCCUUGAUCUCAUCGGUGCCAUCGGUUUGUCCUGGACCUUCCUGCUCUACGGACUGACCGCUGCUUUUGGCCUGGGCUUCAUUUAUUUAUUUGUUCCUGAAACAAAAGGCCAGUCAUUGGCGGAGAUAGACCAGCAGUUCCAGAAGAGACGGUUCGCCCUGAGUUUUGGCCACAGGCAGCACUCAGCUGGUGUCCAGUACAGCCGCAUUGAGGCCUCAGUGGCCCCCUGAGGAGCCCCUCUGAGCCAUGGCUUCAGCAGACCACCUCCAGCUUCCUGCUUUCCAGGUCCCAAGCACAAGUUCCAGUCGCCCUUCAGGAGCGGCCCCACUCCAAAGGAGGUCUUUUUUUGCUGGGGUGAGAGGACUGACAGUCUGAGAACCCCAAAUUCUUGAUUUUGAGUCUCAAACCCUGAAAGUUUCCGAGGAUCUAGCUUCAUGCCUCAGUUUCCCUACUGACUGUGCACAUCUCUGCAGUAUUUUUAAAAAGAGCAACUUGCAGGGUCUUGUUGCACCCUGGACUUUCUCAGAGAAUCUCUAUGGUACCAAUCCUGGGAGGAAGUCACUCCCAGUAUCACCCCUAAAUCCCACUGAGAAUAGCAAGGUUUCCACUCUCUUUUUGUUUCUGGCUGGGACAUUCCGGUGAUGGGUAGGCCUGCUUUGUGGCUCUUAUUUCUGAGUUUGGUUCAAGCUUUCUAAUUCUCUUAUCCAGAAUAUUAUUUUCCAGCAAGUCUGGUUGAGACCUGAGUGCUACUUCUGGCUCUGCUGGUGUCACUGCAGUGUGACCAGGGGCCUUCGUUCCCCCCUGCAUAAUGGGGGGCCCGGACCAGGUCAUUAGUAAGGUCUCUUCUGCCUGCAGUGAGCUGGAGUUCUAAAUGCUGGUAACACUACAAAUAUUCCCAUGAACCCUGCUCUCCAGUUGCUAGGUACCUCUUUAAGAGAUACAGUUUUAAUGUGUAGAAAUGGUGAUUAGGAUUCUAGAGCUGUGCACACUGAAAUCCAGGAGCCAGCCCAGCACAUGUAAACAAGCACCAGGGGCUGUUUCCAGAAUGGUGCUGGCUGGCUUUGCAGGAGAUGGGUUUGGAGAUCAAUAAUCCUGGUGGUCAGGGUUGUCUCUGCCUCUGGGCAGCCACUGGCCUUGGGUAAGUAACAAGUCCCACAGACCACAGUUUCCUCAUCUAUAGAAUGGGAUAAUUUGACCCUAAGGGUGUAUUUAACUCCAGGCUCCCUUCAGGAGGGUCCUCAGCUGGUCCAUGGCCAGUCUUGGCUAAACUGCACCUAUAUUUGACUUUGGAUAUGAAUGUUUCCGCUCACCCUCUGUUACCCAUGUCCCCAGCUUUGAGACAUUGUAAAGUAUCAGUCCUCAAAGAGCGAGUCAGAUGGGGACUGAGCAAGUAGCUGAGGCCGAAAGUCACUUGAGGAAGGGGCUGACAACAAGGAACUCCGAGAUGCUGAGGAGGAUGAGGAUCCUGGGUGCUGACGCUGGACCAAACUUCAUCAUCCCUGCCUGCGCACGUGGGUGCUGGCAUAGCCCCCGGGGAUGCUGGCCCCUCAAGUUCUCCUCUCCUCUCAUUUUGCCAGGGCCUCCCUUUUCUCCAGGGAGGUGUGCUGGAGCUGGCUGUGCUGGCUUGUGAGAGCUAACCUCAUUUUCAGGCUGCUUUCAAGCUACUUGUUAAACACAGCCUUUAUUGAAAAAAUUAAAUGUUUCAAAUGUAUGAUUAAGUAAGUUAUAUUAAAACAAAGGUAUCUAAGAUCUCAAAACUCAUCACCUCUUAAUUCUUUUACUGUGUUUUACUGUUACCCGUGCUGUUGAGGUUGCCUCCAUGCCGUGUAUUUUGGGGGGGCCGUGGGGAGGCAGCACACUUCCCUUCCCAAUCCUGUGUUCAGCGAUAGCAUGUUGGUUAUUUGCUGCUCAGCUGACUAGGGGGCAUAUAUGUACAUCGCAGAGAUUACAGAGUAUUUCAGGUCUGGGCUUUAUUUAUUGUUCUGUUGAUUUUCUAGCCUCACGAACAUGUUAGAUAAAAUAGUAAUAAUGCAAAUUAGGCUUAAAAGUGUGUCUUGUUUAUGGUCGACUCAUUGUGAAUAGCACCAAAAAUGCAGAGAAUAGUCUUCCAGUAUUUCAACCCAUUAUUCAGCUCAGCGGGCGUUUGCUCGUGUUAUUGAAGGAGGCUCUGUGCCUUUAUUGUUUUCCUUUGGUCUUCCUUGUUAAUGUAAACAAAAAAUUCCACCAGCAUCCCUGCUAGACCUAAACUCUUUCUAUGGUGUUAUUAGUCAUUUUUAUUUUCUAAUUUUGUCAAAUGAUGGCUAAAUCGCAGUGAUAGUUGGCUUUGGAUACAAAUGUUUGGCAAAAAAAAUCAACCAAAGCAUUCGAUAAGAGUUAAUUGGCGAUAUGGAAUUUGUAUUAAUAAUAAAGAGUAUUUACAAUAAAGAGUUAUUUUUGUUGGAUUGUUUUGAGACAGAGUCUCACUCUGUUGCCCCAGGCUAGAGUGCCAUGACUUUGACUCACAGCAACCUCAAACUCCUGCAUUCAAGCGAUCCUGCUGCCUUAGCCUCCCAAGUAGCUGGAACUAUAGGCACCUGCCACAAGGCCUGGCUGUUUUUGUAAUAUGAGUCGAGAUAGGAACUUGCUUUUGUUCAGGCUAGUCUUGAACUCCUGAGCUCAAGCAAUCCACCUGCUUCAGCCUCCCAGAUUGCUAGGAUUACCGGCAAGAGCCACCUCGCCCAGCCUACAAUAAAGAGUUUAUUAUUUAUAAAUUGUGUACAAUGAGUACAUAUUUUAUCUCAGUAAAAUUUACACACACACACACUUUUUCCCCUGGAGAGCAUUUGUUAAAUAUUUACCAGCUUCUAUUUGUGCCCGUGACCCCUUGAAAUCAGUUCUUCCUCCGUGGA
Molecule: messenger RNA, 4416 nt
Organism: Nycticebus coucang (slow loris)
Lineage: Eukaryota; Metazoa; Chordata; Mammalia; Primates; Lorisidae
Gene: SLC2A10
Product: solute carrier family 2 member 10
Exons: 4
Coding region: 82-1758 (558 amino acids)
Biological process (GO): transmembrane transport
Cellular component (GO): membrane
Molecular function (GO): transmembrane transporter activity
Source: RefSeq, a predicted model, not a curated record